GUUGGGAGCGAAGGUGGUGCAGAGGAAGGUGCGGGGAGAUGGGAUUGGGGACAAAGGUCUGAGAUGCCCUUGGCGAGGUGCUCAGGUAAUCUGGAGACUGCCUGCGUCAGAGCAGAGGCCGAAAGAGCAGCAGACACGUGGGUCUGUCCAGGGACCAUGUACGUAUUUACGUACGGUUUGCAUGUAACCUCUGCCCUGAACUUCAGUUUAUAAUCUCUCCCUGGGAACAUUCAGAUUUGUCUUCUACUACUGUUCUUUCUGGCUUUUGCUGUUGUCUUCGCCUCCCCACCCCUGUCCCAUGUCCCCCCAGAUGGCUCUCAGGCAGAGGAAAAUGGGAACAGAGUCAGCCUUCCUGGUCUGGCUGGGGGUCUCUGUGGGGUGAGCCCAGAGGGCUGGGCCACUCUCAACACCACUGCCUGUAGCACGGCCCAGACCCCCGCUGCUCCCCAGCGCCACCCCUCAUCUGUGGAUAGGGCACCUUCCUACCUGGUGCACAGUGCUUACCACUUAGCAGGUGCUCAGCUAAUCUAAGGAUAAAAGUUAGAGACCAAAGCGGAUGUUGGGAAACAGGCAUUCCCAGAACAGGCUCCUUCAGGCCUGGUUUUUGUACCCAAGAAGCGCGAGGCAGAUGAAGAGACAUCCCCUGGGGGUCCCGGGGAGGGGAAGAAUUGAUUCCCACUCUGUGGCGAGAGAAGGCGUUUCUUUUUCUUCUUGGCCUUGCAGGAGGAUGAGAGGAGCAGAAAGGAAGGGCCAGGCCUUCUGUGAUUUUGUUUUUCAGAUUGAGAAUCUGUUAUUAGCAAUUUAUGACACCCAGGUCUCCAGCCAAGCACAUUCUGUUCUCCAGCAUCGGGGGGAUCUUCAGGGCCACGGCGUGAGGCUGGACAGGAAAGAGGGGCAGGUCAACAAUUUAUCUGUGUGGCGUCCUGGCCUGUGCUGGGGGGUGGCUUCAGCAUGGGGCCAACUCGAGCCCAGUCCUGCGUGGGGAGAAGCCCUUCCGGACGGCAUGGCAGCCCCACGGGGCCCACGUGGCUCUUGGAAGUGGGGCGGGUGGGCUCCCCUCCCGCACACAUGCUCACUGGGCCUCGGGCUCCAGAUUUCUCUGGGACUUGGGGUCAGCUGUGACGCUCAGAGCAGAGCCACAGUUGAGUUUCUCGAGAGGUGUUUGAGAUGACACGGGCCCCAAAAGGAAAACAGGAGGAGAGAGGACCCCGGAAGAGGGGGAGUGGGCACGAUGACCUGUGGAAAGAGGGGGUCCCGGAAGACGAUGUGGAGGGCAGGAGCAGCACCGGCGGCGCCUUCUCCCCCAGUCUGGCCUCUACGCCCCCCUGGACUCAACACUGGUCCCCAUUCCUGGAAGCAAGUCCCCUUCCUCCCCCCAUACACGAUGUCCAUGAGGAGCCCGGGCUCUGCCCAGCUGGCCCCGGAUGGCGUUGGCACCAUGGUGAACUGUACCGUCAAGUCGGAAGGGAAGAAGGAGCCCUGCCAUGAGGCCCUCCAGGGCUCGGCUGCCGCAGCUGAACCCCAGCCCGGAGACCCAGCCCGGGCUCCCCAGGAUGCUGUUGACUCCCAAGCUCCAGCCCAGGACUGCAGCUCCCCUGAGAGCAAUGGGUCCCCGGAACCCAAGAGACCGGGAGCUUCUGAGGCUGCCUCUGGAAGCCAGGAGAAGCUGGACUUCAACCAACAUUUAAAAGAAGUUGUGCCCGCCAUCGAGAAGCUACUGUCCAGUGACUGGAAGGAGAGGUUUCUGGGAAGGAGCUCUGUGGAAACCAAAGAUGUCAAAGGGACCCAGGAGAGCCUGGCCGAGAAGGAGCUCCAGCUUCUGGUCAUGAUCCACCAGCUGUCCACGCUGCGGGACCAGCUCCUGACGGCGCACUCCGAGCAGAAGAACAUGGCCGCCAUGCUGUUCGAGAAGCAGCAGCAGCAGAUGGAGCUGGCCCGGCAGCAGCAGGAGCAGAUCGCCAAGCAGCAGCAGCAGCUGAUUCAGCAGCAACAUAAGAUCAACCUCCUCCAGCAGCAGAUCCAGCAGGUCAACAUGCCUUAUGUCAUGAUCCCGGCCUUCCCCCCGAGCCACCAGCCCCUGCCUGUCACUCCUGAGUCCCAGCUGGCCUUGCCUAUUCAGCCCAUCCCUUGCAAACCAGUGGAUUAUCCCCUGCCGCUGCUGCACACGCCCCCUGCCCCCGUGGUGAAGAGGCCCGGGGCCAUGGCUGCCCACCACCCCCUGCAGGAACCCUCCCAGCCCCUGAACCUCACGGCCAAACCCAAGGCCCCCGAGCUGCCCAAUGCCUCCAGCUCCCCAAGCCUGAAGAUGAACAAUUGCGGACCCCGCCCCCCCAGCCAUGGGGCCCCCACGCGGGACCUGCAGACCAGCCCGCCCAGCCUGCCACUGGGCUUCCUCGGUGAAGGGGACGCUGUCACCAAAGCCAUUCAGGACGCUCGACAGCUGCUGCAUGGCCACAGUGGGGCGUUAGAGAGCUCUCCCAAUGCUCCCUUCCGCAAGGACCUCAUCAGCCUGGACACGUCCCCGACCAAGGAGCGGCUGGAGGAGAGUUGCGUGCACCCCCUCGAGGAAGCCAUGUUGGGCUGCGACAUGGACGGCUCCCGCCACUUUCCCGAGUCCCGCAACAGCAGCCACAUCAAGAGGCCCAUGAACGCCUUCAUGGUGUGGGCCAAGGAUGAGCGAAGGAAGAUCCUCCAAGCCUUCCCAGACAUGCACAACUCUAGCAUCAGCAAGAUCCUUGGCUCCCGCUGGAAGUCCAUGACCAACCAGGAGAAGCAGCCGUACUAUGAGGAGCAGGCGAGGCUGAGCCGCCAGCACCUGGAAAAGUACCCUGACUACAAGUACAAGCCGCGGCCCAAGCGCACGUGCAUCGUGGAGGGCAAGCGGCUCCGGGUGGGCGAGUACAAGGCCCUGAUGAGGACACGGCGCCAGGACGCCCGCCAGAGCUACGUGACUCCCCCCCAGGCCAGCCAGCUGCAGAUGAGCUCCCCCGACGUCCUGUACCCGCGGGUGGCAGGCGUGCCCCUGGCUCAGCCUCUGGUGGAGCACUACGUGCCCCGGAGCUUGGACCCCAACAUGCCUGUCAUCGUCAACACCUGCAGCCUCAGGGAGGAGGGUGAGGCCACGGAAGACAGGCACUCGGUGGCGGAGGGCGAGCUGUACCGGUACAGUGAGGACGAGGACUCGGAGGGCGAGGAGAAGAGCGACGGGGAGCUGGUGGUGCUCACAGACUGAUCCUAGCGGGAUGGGUGGGCCUGGCCUCCUCCCCCCAGGAAGACCUGGCCCUCAGCGCAUGGGUGCAGCCAGCCGGCCUGGACUCUGUUGGUACUUGGACUUGGGCCUGCGAGGGAGAG
This is a messenger RNA of Lutra lutra (Eurasian river otter), 3351 nucleotides long. RefSeq names its product SRY-box transcription factor 13 (gene SOX13). The record is from RefSeq and is a predicted model, not a curated record. Lineage: Eukaryota; Metazoa; Chordata; Mammalia; Carnivora; Mustelidae. Gene Ontology annotation, molecular function: RNA polymerase II cis-regulatory region sequence-specific DNA binding; DNA-binding transcription factor activity, RNA polymerase II-specific. Gene Ontology annotation, biological process: regulation of transcription by RNA polymerase II; cell fate commitment. Gene Ontology annotation, cellular component: nucleus.